CUUGUCGUCGUGGUUGGCGUUACAUAUACUUGGUAUGUAGGCGCCACAUAUAACCAGACAAUAUUGAAGCCAUCUCGGAGUCAUAAUGUCUCCUGAAAAACAGGCAGUUGCACCGCCAAGCUCCAAGUCCAAAAAGAACAAAAAGAAGAACUCCGCAGCCAAACAAAAUGCCGAUGGUAAAGGAGGUGUCAAUGAAUCGAUACAAGUUACUGGUAACAAACCAGGCCAGGAAUCAAAACCUCAAACCGAAGACUCAAAUGGCAUUUCAACGAACGAGCCGGACAGUGAAACUCCGGAUAUAAAGAGCAACGAAAAAGAAGAUGAAGAAGAAAAUGGAGAAGAAGAAACGACGACGACUUCAAAAGGCCGUGGCACGGCUGAGCAAGCUGACGCCAUGGCAGCUUCUGCGGAAUCCGAAAACAAGUUCGAUGCACUUGUUCGAGAUCGUGAUUCUCUUCGUGCUGAAGUGACUGAGCUCCGCAAGUCAUUAGAGGAGCUGCAAAACAAACACACUGGAGAAAUGGAAGCUCUUCAACAGAGAGUAACUGACUCGGAGACCAAGAAAGAGCAAGCAGAAAGUCAAUUUCAGAAGUUGAUGGAAAGGGUAAACACCAUCAAGUCGCAAUUGGGGGAGAGACUGAAGGAGGAUGCGGAAGAACUUUCUCGUGCGAGGACAAGGAUAGAGGCAUUGGAAGAGGAGAACUCGGAGCUGAAGGAAGAAAUUGAUUCAAAGACGACAACAAUAUCAGGAUUGAGGAAAGAUGCGGAGGAAAAUUCUAAAGAGCUGAUAGGUUUGCGAGACAGAGCUGCCGUCUCUCAACAAAAUUGGAUUAGAGAAAAGGAGGAAUUGCUGGGUCAAGAGUCGGACAUUCGCAUUGAAUUUGAAGAGGCUAAGCAGGCAAUGCACAACUGGGAAGUUUUGGCGAUGGAGGAGCGCUCGAUCAGAGAAGGGCUAGUAGGAAAAGUGAAUGACUUGGAGGAGCAACUCUCCACUCUUCGUGACGAGUAUAAUACUGCGAUUAAUGACAACAAUACACAGUCAGUCACGAUUGAUGGGUUACAGCGGGCUCUACAGGAGAUUCAAGAUGCCCGAAAGCAAGAGCUACGUGAACUCGUCCAGUCCUCUGAUGCACAACUCGAAGAACUUAGGACUUCUGUUGGAGCGGCCGAAGAAAGGGCCAUUAAAGCUGAUACAGAACUGGAACAAGCGCGAACGGAGCUCUCGAGACUUCUCCCUUUCGAAAAAGACGUCAAGGAGAAGAAUUUACUCAUUGGAAAAUUACGACACGAAGCUGUUACGUUGAACGACCACCUUACUAAAGCGCUAAGGUUUCUAAAGAAAGGGAAACCUGAAGAUAACGUCGAUAGACAUAUUGUGACCAACCACCUUCUUCAUUUUCUUGCACUUGAUCGAUCUGAUCCCAAGAAAUUUCAAAUUUUACAACUUAUAGCAGCUCUUUUACAGUGGAACGAUGAUCAACGUGAGCAAGCUGGGCUUGCUCGUCCAGGUACUUCAGGCAGUGUCGCUGGACUACAGGUGCCGAAGUUUUCCGUUAGUCGAAGACCGAGCGCACCUUCUCUAGCCACUGAAUAUAUGGAGAAUGGUCAUGCUGGUAAAGAGACAUUGGCAGAGCUAUGGUCAAAUUUUCUGGAGCAAGAAGCUCAAACUGGCGGUGGAAAUGCGACCAGGUCUGGUUCUAAUGCUGGUCUUAAAUCGCCUUAGAUACAAGACUGAACACUAUCACGACCAAGAUAUCUUUGCUACUAUUCUUGUAUUUUUGAUCUCCUGGGUCAUGUUUGACAUAUCUUGUAGACGAUAAUUACUAGAUUUAAAUCACAUAUUAUAUGAUUCUAA
Molecule: messenger RNA, 1855 nt
Organism: Talaromyces proteolyticus
Lineage: Eukaryota; Fungi; Ascomycota; Eurotiomycetes; Eurotiales; Trichocomaceae
Product: putative Golgi matrix protein
Exons: 7
Coding region: 86-1723 (545 amino acids)
Biological process (GO): Golgi organization; endoplasmic reticulum to Golgi vesicle-mediated transport
Cellular component (GO): Golgi apparatus
Molecular function (GO): small GTPase binding
Source: RefSeq, a predicted model, not a curated record